AUGUCUUCCACACGAUCGGUCCUGAUCACCGGCUGCUCGGAUGGCGGCCUGGGCGCCGCGCUCCACGAAGCUGGGCUUCAUGUCUAUGCGACGGCUCGCAACCCGUCCAAGAUGACAGGUCUGGCUGCGCGCGGUAUUAAAACCCUGGCACUCGAUGUGCUGGAUGAGACCUCUAUCGCCGAUUGUGUCAGCAAACUACCCAGCCUUGAUAUCCUCAUAAACAAUGCCGGCGGCGGACACAGCAUGCCGGUUACCGAUCUGUCUAUCCCGGAAGCCAAGAAGACCUUCGACUUGAACGUCUGGUCAUACAUCGCAGUCACACAAGCCUUCCUCCCACUGCUCUUGAAAUCGCCCAAAGCCAUGGUUGUCAACCAAACUUCCAUCGCUUCCCUGGCUGCCAUCCCCUUCCAGUCCGUGUACAACGCCUCGAAGGCCGCCAUGGCCAUGAUCUCGGACUCGCUGCGCCUGGAGCUCCAGCCUUUUGGGAUCCACGUCGUCGAUCUCCGAACGGGUGUCGUGAGAUCGAACUUGGUCUCCAAUAUUGCGUCGGCGCAACCCGUUCUGCCCAAGGGCUCUAUUUACGAGCCUGCUCGGGAAGAGGUCGAGAAGGCCCUGCGGCAGGAGGAGUUCGCUGACGCGGGCUGGCCGGCGUCACAAUGGGCGGAGCAAGUCACCAGGGAUCUCCUCAAGACCAAUCCGCCGCUGUUGGUCUGGAAGGGGGAAUCGGUGUGCUUAAUGCGACUUGCGUCUCUUUUGCCGGCUGGGGCUCUGGAUGGAACGGUGAUGAAAGUGACGAAUCUGGAUGCCGUGAGCCAGAAAGUGAAGGCUAAGAAUGCUUGA
This is a messenger RNA of Penicillium alfredii, 840 nucleotides long. Its product is annotated as NADPH-dependent 1-acyldihydroxyacetone phosphate reductase. NCBI's taxonomy places the organism in Eukaryota, Fungi, Ascomycota, Eurotiomycetes, Eurotiales, Aspergillaceae. Gene Ontology annotation, biological process: phosphatidic acid biosynthetic process; triglyceride catabolic process. Gene Ontology annotation, molecular function: acylglycerone-phosphate reductase (NADP+) activity; triacylglycerol lipase activity. The record is from RefSeq and is a predicted model, not a curated record. The transcript has a single exon. Bases 1 to 840 code for a protein of 279 amino acids. Gene Ontology annotation, cellular component: lipid droplet; endoplasmic reticulum.